Molecule: messenger RNA, 1323 nt
Organism: Gastrolobium bilobum
Lineage: Eukaryota; Viridiplantae; Streptophyta; Magnoliopsida; Fabales; Fabaceae
Product: 1-aminocyclopropane-1-carboxylate synthase 7-like
Exons: 3
Coding region: 1-1323 (440 amino acids)
Biological process (GO): amino acid metabolic process; biosynthetic process
Molecular function (GO): transaminase activity; pyridoxal phosphate binding
Source: RefSeq, a predicted model, not a curated record
AUGGGUAUUGAGAUAGGGCAAGCUUGUGUGCAGCUUUCAAAAGUGGCAAUUUCUGAAACUCAUGGGGAGGACUCUCCCUAUUUUGCUGGAUGGAAAGCCUACGAUGAAAAUCCUUAUGAUGAAAUAACUAACUCCUCCGGUGUUAUACAAAUGGGAUUGGCUGAAAAUCAAGUUUCAUUUGAUUUGCUGGAAAAGUACUUAGAAGAACACUCAGAGGCCUCCAUCUGGGGAAAAGGAGUUUCUGGUUUCAGAGAGAACGCUUUAUUUCAAGACUAUCAUGGACUUGAGUCAUUCAGAACUGCAAUGGCAAGUUUCAUGGAACAAAUAAGAGGAGGGAGAGCAAAAUUUGACCCACACAGAGUAGUCCUCACUGCAGGGGCAACUGCAGCCAAUGAGCUCUUAACUUUCAUUCUCGCAAAUCCAGGAGAUGCUUUACUUGUUCCAACCCCUUACUAUCCAGGAUUUGAUAGAGAUUUAAGGUGGAGAACUGGAGUAAACAUAGUUCCAAUCCACUGUGACAGCUCAAACAAUUUCCAAAUUACUCCUCAAGCUUUAGAGGCUGCAUAUAAAGAAGCAGAAGCUAUGAACACUAAAGUGAGAGGAGUGUUAAUCACAAACCCUUCAAACCCGUUAGGUGCAACAAUUCAACGCUCGGUUCUGGAGGAGAUUCUUGAUUUUGUGACUUGCAAGAACAUCCAUCUUGUCUCAGAUGAAAUCUACUCAGGCUCAGUCUUCUCCUCCUCUGAGUUUGUAAGUGUAGCAGAAAUCCUUGAAGCUCGUCAGUACAAAAAUGCAGAAAGAGUUCACAUUGUUUAUAGUCUCUCAAAAGACCUUGGUCUUCCUGGUUUCAGAGUUGGUACUAUUUAUUCAUACAAUGAUAAGGUUGUGACAACAGCAAGAAGGAUGUCAAGUUUCACAUUAAUAUCCUCUCAGACACAACACUUAUUGGCUUGUAUGUUAUCUGAUAACAAGUUCACUGAGACCUACAUUAAGACUAAUAGAGAGAGACUGAGGAAGAGAUAUCAAAUGAUAAUUGAAGGGUUGAGAAGUGUUGGGAUUGAAUGCUUGAAAGGGAAUGCAGGAUUGUUUUGCUGGAUGAAUCUAAGUCCACUCUUGGAGAAGCCAACUAGGGAAGGAGAAUUGGAGCUUUGGAAUGUUAUUUUGCAUGAAGUGAAACUUAAUAUCUCUCCGGGGUCUUCUUGCCAUUGUUCUGAACCAGGUUGGUUCAGGGUAUGCUUUGCAAAUAUGAGUGAGAAAACGCUUGAAGUAGCGUUGGAAAGAAUACGUAUCUUCAUGGAACGAAUAAGGACAGAAAAGAUAUGA